Messenger RNA from Schistosoma haematobium, 16145 nucleotides. RefSeq lists its product as uncharacterized. NCBI's taxonomy places the organism in Eukaryota, Metazoa, Platyhelminthes, Trematoda, Strigeidida, Schistosomatidae. Gene Ontology annotation, biological process: vesicle cytoskeletal trafficking. Bases 5939 to 6901 code for a protein of 320 amino acids. Gene Ontology annotation, molecular function: small GTPase binding. The record is from RefSeq and is a predicted model, not a curated record. The transcript has 7 exons. Gene Ontology annotation, cellular component: trans-Golgi network.
UUCAAGGACGGUAUAGUCUUUUAUGUUUUGUAUUUGCAAUUGGUUUUUCUGUGCGUUUAAACUACCAAUGUCUACUUUGAGUUCUUACCGAUUCAGGUAAUUUGAAAGACGGACACGAAAGUCAAUGUAUAACACAAUUACUGUCCUUAAAUUUCUUCUCACCCCAACAGCAUGGUUUCAGGAAGGGUUACUCUUGUAUAAACAACCUGCUGAUUGCGGUGAACAGAUGGACAAGCAUCCUCGAUCGCAAGGGAAAGGUUGAUAUCAUUUACCUUGAUUUCUCAAAAGCUUUUGAUAAAGUUAACCACUUGUGUCUUAUCAAUAAGCUCAAACGACUAGGUAUCAAAUCACCUCUAAUCGAUUGGCUUACUUCAUACCUAAAAAACCGACACUUUAAGGUUAGGGUUAAUUUCACUUUAUCAUAGGCUGUGGAAUGUCCUAGUGGGGUCCCCCAGGGCUCAGUACUAGGGCCUCUUCUCUACUUGAUCCACAUAAAUGAUCUUCCUCAACAGGUAACGUCAGACUUAUUACUUUUUGCCGACGACGUGAAACUUUGGAGAGAGAUACGCAAUCAAGACGAUAUACAGGCACUUCAAGGGGAUCUGACUCGACUCCAAAGUUGGGCAGAUACUAAUGGACUUACUUUUAACUCUUCAAAGUGUAAAGUAGUCCAUCUGCGAUAUGUCGCAGACUACAGUUAUAACUUAGGAAACUCCUCUCUAGUUGUAUCCCAAGUCGAAAAAGGUUUGGGAGUCCUGGUGCCCUAUGAUUUAAAGUCUUACACUAACUGUGACAAAAAUGCCUUCCGAACAAACCUUGCACUGGUAACGUUGAAGCGCAUUUUUGGCCAGUUUGACGGAUGAACUUUUCACAUAAUCUUCAAUAGUUUUGUCCGUCCCCACUUAGAGUACGGAAACAUAGUACUUCCCCCCUCACUCCCAAAGGAUAAGGACACUUUGGAGCGUAUCCAACGGCGAGCCACGAAAUCAGUUCGAGGACUCAAAUCUAAGCCUUACGAAGAACGCCUCCAUUCACUAGACCUUUACCCAUUAGAGUAUAGGCGUCUUAGAGGUGAUUUAUUAAUGGCUUAUAGUAUUCUUAACACUUCUGGACAUCCUCCUAAACACCUGCUUAAGCUUAGUUCGAAUAAUAACCUAAGGGGUAACACCCAGAAACUGGAGACACAACAUAGCAAAACGGAAUGUAGACAAAACUUCUACUCCUUAAGAGUUGUCAAAAGCUGGAAUUCGCUGCCGGCCGAGCUAGUCCAAGCGACUUCUCAGGAGUCCUUCAAGAGGCAACUUGACCUAUUCUUAAGAACCAAGGACAGCAUCACACUAUGAUUUACCAAUUUCUUUUCCUCUUUUAUUGUUAACAUACCUAGGUUCCUGCCUGGAGGAUUUGGUGAUCCCCUGCUACUAGACACGGAAGCCUGUUAAGCGAAAGCUUCUUCUAUUCCGUCCUCAACCAUUUGAACCAUAGAUUCCCAAUUUUAGAAUUAUCACUAGUUUACAGGUGAUUUAAAACUCAUUGGUGUAAUAACAAUAAACAAAUGGUAGUUUCUGCCUGUCAGGUACUGCGAAUGACGUCGCCCGUUUAAUUUUCCCUGAUUAUUAUAUGGUAAACCUCUGCAUCAUGAUGUUGCUUUCUAUGAUCUAGUAGUUCAACAAUGCGGUCUCAGUAAUAAUUAAUAAUAUUGAUAUUAAGUUUCUAAUACUUAAGUCUAAUAUUGGUUUAUGUGCCAGCUAUUUUUCAACCAUUCACGAAAUUCCAAACAAGAAAGGGACGAAAACGACUCACACCUUCCUAAUCUCCUAUCAACACCGGUCUUGUUAUAUGCUGACGAUGUCAAGAUAUGGAUAGCGAUAAAAAAAAGUAAGGGUGGUAGUUUAGAGCUUCCAAAUAACUUAGAAAAGUUAUCUGGUCUUAAACUUGGCAGUUAUCGACAAACGCCCCCUAGUGUAUUAUAAAGCAGAUACACACAGGGCGAGUUACAAAUGGUUUUGGACGGAAUAGAAGCUUUCGUUUAACAGGCUUCCUUAUCUAUUAGCAGUGGAUCACCAAUACCUCCAGGCAGGAACCUAGGUAUGCUGUCGAUAAAAGAGGGAAAAGGAAAAAAUUGGUAAACCAUAGUAAGACACUACCCUUAGUCCUUAAGAAUAUGUCAAUCAGUGACCUACCUGUUGUCCAGACACAAUGACUUGGGAGUUAUCGUUAGCCAAGACUUUGAAACCACUGUACAUUACCGUGCGAUAGCCGUCAAGGAUUUAAAAACCCUAUGGUUAGUACGUAGAGCUUUUAGUCAUGUCAAUGCUAAAACCUUUUUGACCUUGUAUACGGUAUUCCUUCGUCCUAAACUCUAAUGCAUACAAUUGGCUAAUUCUUGACUGAAAAGAGACAGUGAUUUGUUGAAAAAGGCUCAAAAAACCGCGAUCAAGCUGAUUACUGGAAUAGCAAAGCUGCGUCUGUCAUCUGUCCUCCAUGCACGACUUUUCACUAUAGUCUGUCGUAUGAAUUACGGAUGUUGUUGACGAUCUCAGGUACAGUCAGUCAGUCAGUCAGUAACAACGUAGAACUUCGUACGUACGUACAUCAGUUCAAGUUGCCAUACCACAUUAGCACAGAGAUACAGUUGUCGAUUCAAAUCCCGUAGUGGUAGAGGUAGUAAGAGCAUAAGCAAUAAUCGGAAAGAUUAGGGUUUGAAGAUGUUAUUUUAGGAUUAUAAUAUAGUGAAAUAAAUUCGGAAAGAAAAAAGGGACAAGGAGGGAUCAGGAGAUAAAAAUUUGGGAGAACACAAAGAGUGGAUGCACAUGUGUCACUGCAAACGAUUUUGAGCCAUGUCAUUCAGGGUCUCUAACCAUCGGUUGCUAUCAUCUCGCGGUCCCCAACCAGGUAGUCUACACCUACCAACAUGGCUCAGUCCACUUGUCAAUGACUUCAUGCAUUUGUGCCAUGUUUUGGUCUGGCCGCCCCUAGCUUUCUUCCAACCUACUCCUAUACCACUGAACAUAGCACGUCGAGGCAGUCGGUCGUUGGGCAUACGUAACACGUGUCCCAGCCAUCUCAACUGAUCAAGUUUCACUACUUCAUCAAUUGAUUUGCCAUCCUUACCUAGUACCCGUGUCCUAACAACUGUAUUACUUACUUGGUGGUCCCAGGAUAUACGAGCAAUGUUUCGAAGACACCUAUGAUCAAAUACUAGUAACCUGCGAAUAUCCUCUAUUCUUACCGGCCAUGUUUCACUGCCAUAAAGUAGGACGGAACGAACUGCUGCACAGUAAGCACACCCUUUGGUUGAUAGACGGAUAUCUCGCGUACGCCAAACCAAAACGUGGCAUCAGCCCUUGAAGUCACUCAUUUCUAGUCUUAGCCAUGUUGGUAGAUGCAGACUACUUGGUUGUGGUCCACGUGACUGUCGUAACCAAUGAUUGGAGACUGUGGGUGACAUGGCUCAGAAUUGAUCACAGUGGAGUCGGUGUAUACACUCUCUGUCUUUUAAACUAUGCGAUUAAAAUUGCAUUAUAUCUUUCUUUCUACGAACUAAUUUUUUCUUCCUGUACUACAUCCUGAUGCACAAUAUUUCUUUUAUAUAUUACCACCAUCGAAGUAACUACUUCUAUUAAUUUGGUGUUUCUCUUGUUGUGCUGUGUGACAACUUGGACCGAUGCAUAUAUGUGCCUGGUCCUACGUUGCAGCUGACUGACUGAACCUUGUCCAGGGUUUCGAUGGAGAUCCAUUACUUAUGAUGGUGCUUGUUGAGGCCCAGCAGCUCCUGACACGUUGAAGUAGGUGCUUCCUUGAUCCCCUUCCAAUUAUCCUCCAUAGUAGUUUCUUGUUCUGUGUGUAGAUCUUGUAAGGCGUGGUACCUGCUGUUAAGAGCUAGGUUGAAUUUGUUGAGUUUGUCAGUAUGUCGAAUGUGGGCUAUAUUAAACCUUUGUAAUGCUGUUUGUCCAGUUGUCCAGUGCUUCUUUAACUUCAGUCUCAUCUUGGCAACCACCAGGUAGAUGGUGAUCUAAAGCUAUGUCAGCUCCUCUGCUGCCUUCCACGUCUCCCAUUGACCUAAAUCUCUUAGUGAUGCAAAUACGAUCUACCUGGUUCUCUGCAGUGUGAUUUGGUAAGACCCAUGUAUCUUUGUGUAUGCGUUUGUGGGGAAUACUGUGCCGCCUUUAAACACUUUGUUGAAUGCACAUCAAUUUACAAAUCUGUCACCAUUCUCAUUCAUUUCUCCUAGUCAGUUCAUGUCGUUCCAUGAUAUCUUGAUACUCGGUGUUAUUCAUUCGAACUUUUGCGUUUAGGUCUCCCAUCAGGAUGGUCAGGGCCUUUCCUGAGCACUUCGCUAUGAUUGAUUGCAGCCUCUCGUAGAACUGAUCUUUAUCGUCGUCGUUGCUAUUGUUGGUUGGUGCGUAACAGUGGAUAACGUUCAUUGUGAUUCCCUCCUUUUUUUUGAAAGAUGCUCUGAUGUUUGUGGAUCCAUGAGAUUCCUAUCCAAUAAGUGGUCUUGGUGCUUCUUUGGGUAACAUCAGUGCGACUCCUCGUUUGUGCACAGCAUUUACUUUUCCAUGACCAGAUUGCAACAGCAUCUCUCCCGAAUCCAACCUUUUUGUGCAGAUUGGGUUCGAUGGGUUUUACUUGUUCCGAGUACCACCAAGUUGUAUCUCAUUUCGGCAGCUAUUUGAUUAGUCCUCCAGGUCUUCUAGUGUCCGGACAUUCCGUGUACCAAUAUUAAUUGUUUCUCUGGUUGUUGGAAGGGGCAUCGACUUCGUGAGAAACUGGUACAGAUAGGAGGUAAUUAAGACAGUUAAGCUAUGUCCCUUCUACUUUUGGUUAAUGACUUGCAUUUCUGACUCUGGUUUCUGAAUUGGAACUGAGACAAGUACUCACUCGCAGUCGUACUUUAAGUAUUCCUUCUAGGUCAAACAUCUGGUACGCAAUGCGGGCCUUUGUUUCUUCCUUCUCUUCUGUCUCACUGUACUUGUCCUUAACUUGAUUAAAGGCCAGUUUUAACUUCGUGCUCUCUCCUACGAAUUUCCUAACUGUUUGAUCUUCUACCAGUUGAGCCACGUAUUUCAUAAUAUUGAUACCCAAACCCAUUACAUUUCUUAGUGGUGACUAGGAGUGGGAUUCAGAAGGUACGUUCGUUGUUUAAGGUUCAAGUAGAUGUAGAUAGAGCCUGGAAUUGAUGUUCACAUUGAAACACGGACCGUAAACCGAUUGUUUUUAACGUCGACGCGUUAUCCACUAAAAUACUGAGUUACGACAGCUAGUAAAUUCUGACUGUAGACAGCAUGUCGACUUAUUCACACGAGGAUUUCAAAUACCAAAUCUGAUUUCUUGGAUUUUUAUUGAGUCAUUUCAUAAAUCCCUUGAUGUAUUCAUUGUUUUUGGCAAAUCAUUCGGUUGUUUUGGCCUCACUUUCGUCUACUCCACAAACAUUAGCAAUGAAGGUUUUGGUAAAUGAGUAAAAAUUAAGCGUUUCCAAAGUUUACUAUUUUAAUAAUGCUUUUGUUUAAGCGAAUUUUCUUCAUUAAGGGUCAAUCUGUCACCAGCUACCUGCAACUUCUCUUAGCAAAAUCUAAUGAAUAUCAGUUCUGCGUACUUCAUUUCUAAUAUUUAUAAUCGUUUGAAACAGUUCCAUUAGUUAAUAUAUCAUUGUUGUUUGUAUAUACUCAUCUGUUGUUUUUAUACAUAACAUAUGUAUCUAUUUCAAGUUGUUUUUUAGGAUUUGCAUCCAAUGUCAAAGAAUAUAUGUUCCUUAUUUUGCCAAGGUUAACUUAUGAACUGGACAGUAAUUCAUUAUCAGUCAUCUCAUUCUAAAAUUUCAUGGUUAUUACCCUAAAGGCGAUUAUCUCCAGGACAAUAUUCUCGAGUGUCAGUGAAGCGGUUUGUAAGGUCUCAUAGAAACUUCUAGUUGAAGACUGUAAAACUAAUUCAGAACCAAAUGUUACCUAAACAAUUACCCUACACCAGUGAUGACAUUAAUAUCUCCGAGUCCACACUUAGCAAUCAUGGUUCGGAUUUAUUUUCUAACACACAACAGAUAAACCCAUCUUCAGUCAAUUCGAAUGCUCUUGACUCAAAUAUUAGUCCUGAAACCAACCACAACGGUAAAUCGCUCUUAGUUGAAGCUGUUUCAUCACAAACUACAGAUAAUGCAAAAACUAUUUCUUAUCAGCUUCCCACUAACUCUGGUUAUGAGUCGUUAUCACUAAGUUCCAAGAAAGAUGACAUUAUUCCAAGUUCUGCAUUACUUCAGGAGAUUUCAGUGAAUACAGACGCUUAUCAGCCUUCUAGUGAUUUUCCAUAUAACGAAAAUGUGUUAAGUGAUUCUGUUCACCAGUCUGACAACUUACUACUUCAUAAACAAGUCGAAACACUAACAUGUAAACUCAUGGCCUCUCAAGAUCAGAUUGAUCGGCUUUUAGAAGAAAAACGUAUUUGGGUUGAAAAUAUGCAGCAUGCAAAUAAUUCUAAGGAAUCGAACCAUCAAGUAACUCCAGGUGAGCUACGCGGAAGAUGGAUACAAGCUAAAAAUUUAGCUGAAACAUAUAAACGCGAAAAGGAAUCUAUGGUUAUUAAGUACGCUCAGAGUGAACAGAAACGAAUACAAUUAGAACAACAGAUUCACAGUCUGGAAUGUAAAAUAGGCCGUUUAUUUAAUUCAAAUAACUUCGAACAACAUCAACAGACGGAGGGAACUGAAAAGACUGAUGAUACAGAUAAGUCUUCAGUGAAAAACCAACCUCAUAAAACAUCUGUGAUAAAUUCAUCGAUAGCGAACAAUGACUCCAAUGAGAAAUCUAAAAUAGAACAUCUUCAAAAGGUCUGUAUUAGUUUUUAUUUUUCCCUAGUCAUAGUGUUAUUUAUCAUGCCUGUAAAUAUCGUGGUCCAUGAAUCAGCGUAACAUAUUUCAUCAUUUUUUGCUACAAGGUUCUAACUAAUAGCUGUUUCAAAAGCUAAUGUAUACUUGAAAUUCCAGGCAAGUUUUCGUGUGUUAAGAACCAGCUACAUAUCAGUGAGUCAGUUAUAUGCUAAGUAAAACCUGGCAUAUGUGCAUCGGUUCAGGUUGCUAUAUCAAAUUAGCACAGAGUGACAGAGUUAUCAAGCUAUAUCCCAGAGUAGUAGAGGUUGUAACAGCAUCAAUAUUGGUAUUAGUAGUAGCAGUAGUAGUAUUAAAAAGGUUAGGUAUAUAGAUGUUUCUGGACUCAGAUUUUAAAGGAAAACAAAAUGUGAAUGCAUAUACACCAUUGCAAACGGAUCUGAGCCACCUCAUCCAAAGUCUUUAAACAUUGUUUUUUUUGUUUAAACACAAACAUUGGUACAAAGGGGCACCAAAAUAUAUAUGUACCACAUAAAUCAAUAAAUUUUUGUAGGGGCUGAGGUGCCCGGGUAAAGGAUGCAGUUUGGGAAUGGGGUGGACAACCCCACCCCGCAGAAGAAAAAUCUUGCUAAAAAAGCCACCCCCAAUCCUUUGGUCCAGAAAUCUAAUCCGCAAGACAGUGGAGUAACGUUAGCGGAUGCGGUCCCAUCCUACUCCUACACAAAACAACAUCGCCCGUCGAGGUUAGCGGUGGAUGGACAUACGGAAUACGUGUCGCGAACACCUCAGCUCCUGAGGAUCCACCACUUCGUCAGUCGAUUUGCCAUAUUUAUCUGGUAUCCUAUGUCUAACUUCGGAAUCGCCCACUCAAUGGUCCCUAAAUACAUAAGUGGUGCUAUGAAGUCACCUAUGAGCAAAUACUAGUAACCUGCGGAUACCCUACAUUCUUAAUGGCGGUGUUUCACAUCCGUAAAGUAGAACAGAGCGGAUCGCUGUUCAGUAAACUUGUUUUUUGGUUGUCAGAUAGGUAUCUAAGAAAGAUUGGUUCAGCGAAGAGUUCUAUUUUCAGCGAAUUAAUUUACAAAGCUGUACAAUUACAAAUAUAUAUACUUAUUUUUUCAGGAUGAAUAUUUAAGCCAUUAACAAUCAAACUAUUAUUACUUUCCCCGUUUAAAAUUUUUUAAAAUACCUUUGUUUAUUCUACCUCACUUUCACCAUGUCUGACAGAAGUUUAUUAUCAUUGUUAUUGUAAUUAUUAUCAUCCUGAAAAAGUAAGUAUAUAUAUUUGCAAUUGUACAGCUUUGAAAAUUAAUUCGCCGAAAAUAGAACUCUUCGCUGAACCAAUCUUUCUUAUUUAAUGUCUUAAUGGGUGUAUUCCGUUUACUAAAAAAUCCCAAAGAUAGAUAUCUUGCGUACGCUACUGGUGAUCGAAGUUGGCAUAGUCCAGUUGAGCUUUUUCAAUUCGUCCGGAAAUUUCGUUAGACGUCAGCCCAUCAAGGCCAGUAAGACUCCCAAGGUAAAUGAAACGGUCGAUGCACACGUCCAUUCCACUCCCUAUCACUAUUUCGGGUGCUGAUGUUGGCCAGUCCUGAGGUAACAUUUUUCAUCUGGACGGAGGAGGUCGCGUCCCAGACGUGCGUACAGUGUUGCUUAAGGUGACCAGAAUGCAUUUUUUCCAUGUCUCCACCAAACAGAACUAUAUCAUCUGUGUAUUUUAAGUCAGCAAGUAGAUCUCCUGGUAGGAAAUCAACCCCUGGAAAACCGGAUGAGCGCUAUCUCUAAAAGGAUUUCAAUGACAAAGUACUGGUAAUGUACUUAUUAUGAAAAUGUAAGGCUAUGUGUUUUUUGAAGGUUAGAGUUGAGAAUCCUUAUUGCUGAAGAGUAUCAUACAAAAAUGAAAUACUGUCCAAUGUUAUGUAGUUCUCAGUGCUACUCAGACUGAUGUUGUAUUUUAAUAAAUGGCUUUAAAACAAGUUUUCGAAUAAACAAGUGAAGUAGAAAUACAAAUAUCAGACUUUUACUGACUGACACAUUAAAAUAAAACUUAUUGAAAUUAUCAUUAUUCAGGUUUAUUGUCUAUCAACUGCAAAUAGCAAUUUUGAUUUUGCAAGUUCGCAUCAAUUAAGUAAUUUCUAGAUCCGAAGAAUGUUCUUGUAAUCCAACGAUGACGAAUGUCAAGAAAUGAGAAUUUUUGCUAAUAUGAUGUUCUAAGCUUAGUGCUAGGUACACAAUGAGUAAAUCUGCUUCUGUUCAUAAUCUUGAGCCCCACCGCUUAGUAUUCAACUCCAGAUAUCGGUUUUCUUACGGACCUUUAACGAGAGGUCUGUAUCGUCCGAUAAGACUGAAAAUAACAUUUAACGACUUCAAGGUUUGACGUCAUGUUGUGCUCUACUCGUUCCUAGUGUUUUCCGCUAGUUAAAAUAGUAAACUUGUGUAACAUAUCUUACAAUUUCAUUUGAUGAAGAUUCCAACUGACUUACCACCUCCACGUGAGUACGCUUUAUUCAACAUUAGCGUAAGUCAUUCAGAGGCUUCACCAUUUUAAAGGAAUCUUCGACAAAACAUAUGUGCUCAAAUAUUUACAGUCUACGUAAUACGUACAGUCUACAGACCUUGUUCCACUCUUACAAAAUAAUGUACAUUCGACUGUUAUGCAAUUAGCGAAUUAUAAGUCUUCCAAUCAUUGAUUUCGUUUGUACCACUUGAAUAACUCUAUUAUUCACAUCUGUUGAAUUUAAAGUGAAUUCGGGAAAUAAAAAAAACUUGAAAUUUUUAACGUUUGGUGUCGAGCAGUCAAUCAAAGUUGUAGAGUUGACUGAUCCUUUAGAAACUUAAUAUGAGCUGGGAUGCUAAGUACGAAGCCUAACCCCCUUAAGAAAUUCAUCGUAUUAGCUUUUGGAUUGUCCUCAAUGUUUCUAUCGUUCGUGUCAGUGAAAAUUUUGAAAUUGAUCAACUUCAGGGGGAUAUUAAAUACUUAGAGUGCAUUACGAAGUAAUCUUUACAAAUAUAUCUUUUAUGUUUGCAUCAUCCAAAUUAUAGGACUGAUUAAUUGUCGCAUAUGUUUUAGAAACUUCUUUGGUUUACAGUCUCCAAGUUCACAUUAGGUAAGUAAUAUGGUGUCUUUGGAUUUAUCGGACAAUCUACUUUUCGACUGUACUAGUACCUUAACUUGGUGUUUGGACUUGCCUUUUCUUAGGACUCAAUCAACUCGUGUUGGCUGGGAAACUUGUUCUUUGACGUUCUGCCAUAAUGUAUGGAACGGUUGGAUAGCAGCAAGACCAAAUUCAACGAGUUUUAAGUCCUAUGGCUAAGUCAAACUGCCAACUAAACUGUGGUUUUCUGAAUGGAAGCUAUCUCACGGAUAACUAUCAUCUUCAGAUAUCCCGCCUCCUCGAAACAGGAGCAGGAGUUAGAAAAGGGUUACCACAAAAACAUCACACCUCACUAUAACUGAUAGUUUUCAUAGGGUUGAUAUGAAGUAUGAACUUAAGUGCUGAUACACAGAAAACUACUCACAAAUAAGCAGUUUUUAACUGACAUCAAGCAUCUGUCUCUUGAGCUCUGGGGUCGCUUUUCUAGCUUGACAAGAACGAUACAAACCAGAUAGUAUAAAGAACCGUUCAUAGUAUAAGCAGUUAGGAAGCGACAACCGCCUACACACCUCUAAUAGCGCAAUAGCUCAAUCUGUUCAUAGUCUGAUCGUGUCCUGACUUCUUAACACUUCUUUAAUUUACACUAUCAAUCUUCUUCCUCGUGACUCAUCGUUUUUAUACACGUUCCACCAGUGCCGAAAUCGCAUUCGAAGCUACGUGUUGGACUUCUCAGUUCUCAAACUCUUCCACAAAUCGGACAAUAGGCUUCAUUAGCUAAGACUAUAGAAUCUCAUACCAUUGAUUUAUAUCUAAAUAGGACAGUAAAAUCUCGGAAGGUUAGGAAAGUGCGUCUCCUUGUAGUCCUUACUUACGCUUCCAGUGACUGUAACUUGAAUGAAGUGGAAGAUGAGUUAUACAGAAUGCUUUCUACUCUUUAAGAUAAUAAGGGUUCAGGUAUAGUUAAUUGUAGUGGGUGAUUUUAACCGUCAAGUAGGUAUCCUUCGAUAUUCUAGCCCGGUAAACUUUAAUUGUUUGCUGCAAUUAUAUUCAGACGACUUUAUUUCUACCAAGCACCAACUCUAAUCAUUCAGAGGUACAGUUCGACCGUGGUCAUAUUAUGACAUAAUUAGAGUCCGAACUUAAUGACCAUUGACCUCAACUCGACGAUGUAUACAUGUAGACUUUAUUGCUAGCUGUCGCUAUUAAAAGGGUGUCAAUAGAAGACUACUGCUUCUUUUGAGGUGCCCAAAUCAUUCGUCUUUUGUUUUAUUAGUUGUAUUUUAAGCUGUUAUAUAUUGCAUGUUAAUUAACUGAUGCCAUUUCAUUUUUGUUUAAUAAGGAUCUUGCUUUAGCUCGUGAGCAAAUCGAAAGCUUGUCUAAAAAGCAGUCCACUAAUGAGUCACGUAUCAGUGCAUUAACGUCAAAGUUAUCUCAAGUUCAAGAGUCACUUAAAAGUGAGCAAAAGAAAUCUUCAUCGUUGAAUGAAAAUUUGAAUCGUGUUAACAAGUCUUUAGAAAAUGCACUAAAACAAGCAAAGGAGGCUGAACGUCUUCGUGAACGUGAAGCUGAACGCCUCUGUUCUGAAGUUGCACUCCAGGAAGCUCAGACUAGUUUAAAACAACUUAGAAUUGAAAACGACACUCUUAAGCAACAAUUGAAAGCAUUGGAAAAUGUAAAAAGUGAUCUUGAAAAAUCUCAAUCUCAUAUAGAUGAACUUACCAGUAAGUUAUCAUCCGCAAAUGAUUUGACAUUAGAGUUACAAUCAUGUAAACGUCGCGUUGACCAACUAUCAGAUUUUACACGUCGUCUAACUGAACGCCACGCAAAUCUACAAGCUGAGCAUCUAGUUACACUCAGUUCACUAGAAGAAACUAAAAAUUUAUUAAUUGAGAAGGGUGAAGAAAUCGUACAACUCAACGAGAAGCAUGAAAGUGAACGUAAAGAUUCAGAAGGGAAAAUGAAUACACUUCAGUGUGAACUCAAUGACUUAUCUGUAAAGGUAUUUGUUUGUAUCUUAUGUUAUGUGAGUUUAGUUGUCUUUAAAUCAAUCACAAUACAAAUGUAAAACAGCUCACAAAUGUAUGACGCAGGUGACGGUUCGCACUAAUUACGUCGCUUCUACUUGAACUAUUUGGUUUUCAUGUCUCGGUGGAGUAGUCUUAUUGACUGUCUGGCCACUUCAGCGUAAGCUAUAGAACAUUUAGGAAGCGUGUGUCAAAUAAUUAAUUUUUUUGUUAGAUAGAGAGUAUUAACAGAUACAAAUGUAAUGAUGAUAGAGUCAAUUCUACCAUACUCUCAUAUCCUUAGGAAAAUUUGCAGAAGUAUUUGACAAUUUAGAUCACCUCAUAUUAUAAAGAAAUACAGAAACAUUUCAAUUCUCGACGUACAAUCAUUCUUUCGUCUGAGUUACAUUUAGGAUAAAGAUGGAUUGAAAUAAGGUGUUAUAUAAACACUUAUUCUAAAUAACUCCAAUCAGUGUUAACCAAUUUGUUUGAAGUUGAUUUUCAUCACAAAUUCAUAUUAAUUAAAGGAUCAAUGGCUGAAUCGCAUCAUGUCCGUAAUAAAAAUUUAACAUGCUGGUUUUCAUAAUGUGUGAUUUUGUAUGUGUGCUUCACUGAAUUUCGAACUAGGGCAAUUAUCUACAAAAUCCUGUCUCGUUACUAUCACUUUUCGCUUGAUAUUAGAAGCUAGAAAUUAUCGUCAAACUACUUAAGCGAUUUCAGUAGUAUAUUUUAUUUAUGGUCACAAAGUGGCUUUUUUUCGAAUGACCAAAAAAUAUAUAUGGGAUAUAUUCUCUUCUCCCUAUGAUUAGUUAAAUAGAAAUAAUGAUGAUAAAUGGCGUUGAAUAACAUCACCUUGUAUUUCUAAUUCGGAUGACAGUUUGCUAUAGGCCCUGAUUAUAUUUAAAGUUUGAAUAGUAAAGAGGCUUCACUAAGUUUAUAUUACUUCUGUUCAUUACACCUGUUCAUGACAAACACUGCCGCAUAAGCUGUUUAUCAUUAGAUUUGAAUGCUGCCUUUAGGUUUCACAAAGUUAUCGUUGAAACGAUUUUGCUCAUUAGCAUUCGAUCGAUUGUAUUCUUUCACCAGUAAAGGGUGAUGGAAAACUGCGUUUCAUUGAAAUCAUGAACUGAUCAGUGUUAGACCACCACUGAAAAAUCAGAGGCACUGGACGGGCGUUUCAUCCUAAUAUGGGGCUCCUCAGAAGUGCUCAUCAAGCACAGGACCUUUGGUUUCGCGCGUGAACUCUUGACUUCUAGACCACUGAGCCGGCACCUGACGGUGUUAAUGUCUAACGUCAACCUAUUCGCAAUAUUACGCGACCGUCUUCUCGGAGUUCUAGUGAGAAACCGUGACCAUUGGAUUUCAACCGUCUCGGGUGUGAUUCAGUUAUCCACCAAAGACAAUAGAGAACAGUUGCGCAAUACCAUGGACUGGUUAAAGUUAGAUAUCAGCACCGUUGGUUACCGACUCAGUGGUCUGGAAGUCAAGUGUUCACGCGAGAAGGCCCUGUGUUCAGUUCUCACGCGCUGGAUCGUGGAUGAGCCCUACUGAGGAGACCCAUACUGGGACGAGACGCCCGUCUACUGCCUCUGGGUUUUCAGUGGUGGUCUAACAUUGAUUAGUUCGUGAUUUCAACGAUACGGUCUUUCAAUAUAGAAUUCAGUUAUCAAUCCUUUUCAUUAUUAUUUCAAGCUUGUUAGCAUACAACAUCAAUAACUUAGUUUGUCUAUAGUGCUUUUCAUAUUUUUUUAUAUGUAUGCUUGUAAAUAUACCACCUAUAGUUGAACCAACUUAAUGAAUCAGAGAAUUGGCUUAAAAUUCAGUUAAAGGAAGAAAAAGAACGUGCUACAGCCAUUCGUAAACGUGAUGCUGCACGAAUUAAAGAUAUAUCUCGUGAAGUAACACGUUUAUCACAUUAUCAAAAUAAAACAAAUCAAUCAGACUGUUGUCAUCCAACAAUUAAUCCUCCGUCCGAUUUAGAAAAUGAAUCGAAUUCAAAAUCGUCUACGAAUUCUUUAGAUGGUUCACUGAAAUCUUUGGACUUAACUCAAAUUAUUUCUGAGCGAGAAAAUGAAAAACUUGUUAGUCCUGUGUCAACACUACCAAUGAAGAUUGCAAUAACUAACCAAUCAGAUGAUUGUUUAUCAUCGUCAGUUAACAAUAAUAAUAAAAUUGAUAAUUGUGAAUCAACAGUUGUUGAAAUAUCAUCUAACUUCAAUUGUUCAGAACGUGAUGUACUUCUAGAGAAAAUUGAUCGUCUUCAACGUAGUCAAGUAAAAUUAACAGACAAAAUUGAAUUUUUUCAAGAACAUUGUUAUCAACUUACAGAAGAAUUAAAUAAAAAAAGUAGAGUUAUUCAGGAUCUCCUUGUUUCAAUCGAUAAACAUUGUGGAUCAACAAAUUCAUUUAUUGAUGAUAAUAAUCAUAGUAACAGAAAAAUGUUAAAUCUUAAUCACAAAUAUAAUUCAAUUAUAUCUUCAUUAUCUAGUGGCAGUGUCAAGACAAAAACUGCCGAUACAGGAUCAUGUCUUGGUGAUAAUACUCAAAAACUUCAAAAUUUACUAGAAGAUACAAUAUUCAAGAAUAUCACAUUGAAAGAAAAUUUAAAUAAAUUGGGCCUAGAAAUAUCCAGUUUACGUUUAACUCAUGGACGUAUACUAAACUCCGUUUGUGAUUUAUGUAAAAUAAGCAUUGAAGAUAUACUUAAAACAUCGGGAAAAUCUAUUCAUCAAUCACAACACUCAAACAAUCAUUCAGCAGCUCAAUCAAAAUCAGAGCCACCAAUAUUUCAAAAUGGUGGUGUCAAUGCAUAAAACAGAAAUUCAUCUCCCUAUUGUGGUUACUACUGUUAAAUAUAUUUUUUCUGAUUACUACUUUAACCUUACAAAAAUAACCAUAUUAUUGAAUCAAGAUAUUAAUUGUCCAUAAUUAACUUUCCAGAGUAUAAGAUAAAAAAGAAGGCCGAAUCUAUGUGUUGAAUCAUAUUUUGAUGCACAUUGAUGAACAUAAUAGUCUCAAGAUAUUUUACCAUCCGUUUGACUCUCUCUCUCUCUCUCUCUCUCUCUAUAUAUAUAUAUAUAUAUAUAUAUAUAUAUAUAUAUAUAUAUAUAUAUAUAUAUAUAAUGUGAAAUAUGAAGGAUGCUGCACAGUGCACUUUCAUUUGUUUCUCUUCAUUUUCUUUUUUUUUUUCGUUUCACCUGAAAUACUUCUUAUCGAUUAUAACACAAUGUAUUCUGACAGCUUUGUAUUGUUCUCAUUCAUUAUUAUACACUGUAAUAAUAAUCUUUAUAAUUUCUCUAGUAUCUGUGAUGUCUUUAUAAACGUAAACUAAUAUCAACAAUCAACCAUUGAAUGUUUUUCUUUUGAGAUUACUUUUUACAAAUUAUGUUUGGUUUGUUUAGUUUUAAGAAAAAAAGAAAGAAAGAAUUAUUUUCGUUGUUUACUUGUUAUCCUAUUUUAUUGUUUCUGUAAAUAAUGAUAUCUCUUGAAUCGAAUUCUUGUCAGUAGUGUAUCAUACAUAUUUUAACUAAGUAAUGCAUACAUGAUGAGUACAGUUUUCUUUUUAAAAAGUCUCUCCUACAAUCGAUCAAUUUCAUAAUUUUUUUGUCUUUGUAAUUCCUUAUACUUAAUGGUUUUUACCGCUUUUAAAAUGUCUACAAAUGUAAUCAGUUUUAUAAAUACUGUACAAUAUGUUCAAUAAAUUUUAAUAUUACCAGAGUAUAUUAUUUUCAUUAGUUAAAUCUGAAAAGGGGAAAUUAUCAUUUUCUUUCAUAUAGUUUAUUACAUAGCUCGUAUAAGAUUUCAAUCAUUCGAAACAGUUAGUCAUAUCCAUAUAUAAAGUUAAUAAAAUACUGGGAUUUGUUCUGUCUUCUAGUCUUCUUUUUUUUUAAUGACAACAAUGAAAAUAAAAUAUUUGCGAUCGAGUUUUUCAAAUCUGAAGUUCUUGUUAGUUGUUUUUUUUUAACAUUUACUACAUUUUGUACUGUUGCUUUCAAUUUUUUUGUUACCUUGAGCAUGACUAUCAAAAAUAGUGAAAAUUCCAGCAGCAGCACCUAUGCGAGUCGUAUUGAUUAUUUUUAUAUCUAUUUGUAUUUUUUUUUCAAAACAGACUUCUAAUCCCAUCAGUCAUUUCCAACACUUUAGGUUCACUUCGAAAGACUAGUAAAAUUGUUCCUUCAAUUUUAUAUUGGAUUACAUCUUUUUAUGGAUAAGGUGAUAAGUCUUAAUAAACUG